ACGAAGUGGAAAGAGAUCGAGAUACGAGUAACCUGCCUGACUAAUGACUGUCCAAACAUAAGGGCAAGCCUGUAUGGAGAAGGCUAUUUUAGCCACAAUGACACUGAGGUGAUGAACUAUAUUAAGCUGCUGCAUGAAUCAUUUGAUAUGUUGACGCUAGAAUCUGCAACACCUUUUGGCUGCUGCAUACUAUAUACCCAUAUUGACUCUAAUAUUACUCUAGAAGAACUUACCCAAUAUUGCGUAGGUUACGCAAGUCAGCAAAGCACAAAGCGAACAUACACUAUUGUAGAGAAUAGUGGUGCAACCUACUGCUGCACUAACAGCACCCCUGAUACCUUUUGGUAUUUACUUUUAAAAAUUCAAAGGACAUCCAUGACGACUUGUUCUGACACCCCUAAAUCAAACAGACACCUCUCGCCUUGGGAAGAACACAAUCACUUUAUUAAGGCAGCAGCUAAUGUAUAUAAGAGCUUGGAUUUAUGUAAGCCAUGUUGGGUGUGUGGCCAUACGCCACAUGCUCAUGACAGAGGGUACCCCUAUUUCCCUAAAGUAUUGACGAAAAAAGACUUGCUGUACAUCAUCAGACAUAAUGUUGGUUUUUACUUUCUAAUAAGCAAUGACACAAGUGAGGUCCCCAAGAUCUUCUUAAGUGAAGAUACUAGGGACAGACCAGGUGCAGUUAAGCUGCGCAUGGGGGAAUGGGAAUACCCUGACGACUUAGAAUAAGUAGUGACUAUUAAUGUUUACCAAAAAUACUACACUGACCAUAACUACCAACCGAACGUCCGACCUAGCAGUUAUGUAACUACCAUGGCAUUAUCCCCUUUUUACACAGGAUGGAGUUUUGACUAUUUUAAUGGGAUGGAAAAUGGUGAGAAAAGAACCGAGGGCAGAUGGAAGUAUGUCCUAG
Molecule: messenger RNA, 913 nt
Organism: Pelobates cultripes (western spadefoot toad)
Lineage: Eukaryota; Metazoa; Chordata; Amphibia; Anura; Pelobatidae
Source: the annotation of a GenBank genome assembly